AUGCACAGACACAAGGAACGUACGUGCACACACAUAGACAGCCGCCACAUAGCCAUCAAAUACCCCCCCCCUAUACGCACGCACACACUAAUCAUGAAGCUUGGGUACGUGGUGGUCUUCUGCGCGUGCGCAGCGCUGCUGUCCCUCGGUUCCCUCUUCUACUACUCCGUGUACGACUACCAGAAACACAUGAGUAUGGUGCAGCGCACGUACUCGACGUACGAUCCUCUGACCGAUUGCGCGGCGCCGUUUGGCCAGCUUCUCGGUGUCGCAGACGAUGUCCCGGCGUACAGCAACUGCAAUACCAAGUUUACCUCAACCUACAUCAACUAUGUCAAUCUCAUGGACCCAAUGGACAACGGCCGCCGCGGCGACCCGUCCGAGAUGCGCGUUAUUAUGACCGCCUACCGCUACUCCGCAUUUGACUACUACAUGAGGUGGCUCGUGUGGAACCGCGGCAUCAUGCCGCGCCUCGUCGAGAAUACAAAUCAGCUGUGGAAGAGGGUGGACUACUUCAACCCCGCGAAGCCGGAGCAGGACUGGUCUGCGGAGUACAUCACCAACUACGAGGAGGUGACAAGCUUGGAGGAGCGCAAGUUCAACGCGCCGCGGAGGGCGGAUGCGGUCAUCUACCGGAUGGACGAAAAGACCCUCCCGGCAGGGCACAUUGCAGUGGUGGUAAAGGUGGAGGAUGACAUCGAAGCGGCCGGCGGCCUAGAGAAGCUGAAAGAUCUGAAGAAGAUGCGCCUGCAUCCUCGCCGUGUCUACGUAGCAGAGCAAAACUGCCAGAAUCAGCCGUGGGGUGAGCACAACUAUAGCCGCGUGCUGCAGUUCAAAUGGCGCGCUGUGUCGGAGAUGGCGCACGAGGGCUAUUAUGUGGACCCCGACGGUCUUGAUAUCAUCGGUUGCAUGCGCGUGGGAAAAUCGAUGCCCCUACGAGCGGUGCCUGACCCGUACCAGGAGACGCUCGACAUGGAGAACGACGGUGACCUCUGA
This is a messenger RNA of Leishmania braziliensis MHOM/BR/75/M2904, 996 nucleotides long. RefSeq lists its product as hypothetical. The record is from RefSeq and is a predicted model, not a curated record. NCBI's taxonomy places the organism in Eukaryota, Euglenozoa, Kinetoplastea, Trypanosomatida, Trypanosomatidae. Bases 1 to 996 code for a protein of 331 amino acids. Gene Ontology annotation, molecular function: ligase activity. The transcript has a single exon. Gene Ontology annotation, cellular component: cytoplasm.